UCCGGCCGCUCCGGGCUAGGCGCUGAGAUGAGUACGGCGCAGGCCGCUGAGGAGCCGGCACUCGCCGGCCCGGCGCCGUUGCCCCGGCUGCUGUCCGCCCUCUUCUACGGCGCCUGUUCCUUCCUGCUCGUGCUGGUCAACAAGGUGGUGCUAAGUACCUACAGCUUCCCAUCUCCAAUGUUUCUUGGAAUUGGGCAGAUGGCUACUACCAUACUUAUCCUAUAUGUAUCAAAACUAAAUAAAAUUAUUCACUUUCCUGAUUUUGACAAAAGUAUCCCUGUGAAGUUGUUCCCUCUGCCUUUGAUUUAUGUUGGAAAUCACAUAAGUGGAUUAUCAAGUACCAGGAAACUAAGUUUGCCGAUGUUUACAGUGCUCAGGAAGUUUACCAUUCCACUCACCUUACUGCUGGAAAUCAUCAUACUUGGGAAGAGAUAUCCACUGAGUAUUAUAGUCAGUGUAUUUGCCAUCAUUCUUGGGGCCUUCAUAGCAGCUGGAUCAGAUCUUGCUUUUAAUUUGGAAGGCUAUACCUUUGUAUUGCUAAACGAUAUCUUCACAGCAGCAAAUGGAGUUUACACAAAACAGAAAAUUGAUCCAAAGGAGUUGGGGAAAUAUGGAGUCCUUUUCUAUAAUGCUUUUUUUAUGGUGAUUCCAACGGUUAUUAUCAGUUUCUCUACUGGAGACCUACAGCAAGCCACCGAUUUCAAGCACUGGACAAAUUUUUUAUUUCUCUUUCAGUUUCUUCUUUCCUGCUUGUUGGGGUUUCUCUUAAUGUAUUCUACAGUCCUGUGCAGUCACUACAAUUCUGCACUUACAACAGCGGUGGUUGGUGCUAUUAAAAAUGUAUCCAUCGCUUAUAUUGGAAUGUUGUUUGGUGGAGAUUACAUAUUCUCAUUUUUAAACUUCAUAGGACUGAAUAUUUGUAUGGCAGGAGGACUGAGAUACUCAUUUUUAACCUUAAGAGGAAACAUCAAGCCUAAGCAGCCACCUGAUGAAGAAAACACACUGCUUGAUUCAAAGAGCUAGCAGAAAUGAAUGACAUGAAAAGCAGUGAAGAUAGAAGCUGGCCUAGCUCUGCUGUAAAGUUUUUAAAAAAGAGGGGGAAAAAAAUUAAGGAAUAUAUUUGAAAUGAGAAAAAAUCUACCUCAACUGAAAUUGUAGACACGUCAUAGACUCAGAACUUUUCAUACACAAAGAGUGUUUUUGUGGGACUUUUUUGCUACACAGCUAACCUACAGCACUGAACAGUAUUGAACCAUAUGUCCAAAGGCAUUGGCUAGCUAUGAUUUUCUGUAUUCUGCUUGAUACUGAAAGUCCAGAAGUCCUUGCUCAGUUUCCAUCAGACAAAGCACCCUUUGAAAACCAAGGGAUUCAGUUCACCCACUAUUCUGCAUCUCAUGUACUCAUUUAUGCUAGCAUAUUUAAUACUGUUGAAUCAGAAUAGAUCUCAUCCACUCUGCAGUAGCUGAAAUAGGUAAACAAAGCACAGGGUAAUGUUGAAUUUGACCCUGAGAGUUGCUCGUGUAAGGAAUGAAUGAAACUGAAUGAAGAACUCAGGAUAUGGCCCAGUAUAUUUUGAAAAGAGAGUUUUCCCUCUUACCAGUUCUUUCUGCCUAAUACUUCCAUUUAAACUGCCGGCCUCUGUGACAUCAGUUUCCUAUCAUAAUUGUGAUAUUACAAAUGGAUUAUCUGUGGCUGGACAAAAUAAAAGGAAGAGGGAGGCUGAGAGAGAGAAACUUGAUGUUUAAACAGAAAUAUCUUGCCUAAUUAGACCCUGUAAUAUGGAAGAUCAUGAAAGAGAUAAGAAAGGUAAAUCCAUUUCUUUUCUGGAACAAUAUGUACUUUGGUGUCAAAGUCCCCUUCUGAAGAUUUUAUCAAUGCUGACUGCACAACAAGUGAUACUAAUGUGAGCUAAAUGAAGCAGAGAAAAAUGAGUGCAAAUUGAAAGUUAUCACUAUGUAAUAAUGUGUCACUGGCACACAAAUGUUGGUGUCCAUAGUAUGCCAUGUAUGCAUUAUAGCUAAAAGCCUUUUGUUCUGUCUUUGAACUCUAAAUUCAAAACAAAUUUGCCCAAUCAUUUGCUAAUGAGCACAUGAUGUAGUUAAUGUGGAUAUGCGUUGGGGUCUUAUUUCUGCUGUCAGUGUGGGUUAAUAAUGUAACUUCUUAACAAUGAAACUUUCCUUAUCUGAAAAUACAGAUGAUAAAUAUUUGCUUAUAUCACUGGGGGUGUAGCGAAGCUAAACUGAUUUGUUUUUGGAACAGCCCUUUUUCCAAGAAUAACCCAUAGCCAGAUGACAACUGCCGUUUUGCAUUGCAUUUUGUGUGUUAGGCUGCUGUGAAUCCUCAGGAUAGCAGCCUACUAAAUUAAACCCUUUAGGAUUUAGGUAGGAAAAAAAAAAGCCUGGCUUCUGGAUCCUCCUCUGUUUUAGGAUUUUUUAGAUUAUGCCAUAGGAGAAGAAAGUGGUUAAUAAGAGACAUGUACGAGGUGUUGUUCCAUUAAAAUCACAAGACAAGCAAAAUUUCAGAAGGCUCUGAAAUGGAACUGGGUAGAUCUGGACAGAUUAACUGGAUGUCUGACAUUUGGGCUUCAAAAUCCAGGAAAAAAAAAAUGUAAACCCAGGUGGAACAUAGGAAUUGCCAUGCGACACUAUGGAACUGUAAGAUCCGUAUAGUUCAGAACUGAAUCUGAUUGUGACCACCACCAGAUGUUUGAGAGGAUGGUAGGCAAAUGUAGGACUGCCUUUUCCUGUGACUUUUUAGAAAUGAGAAUGAGUCCUAUUUAGAGAUUGGCUUAUACCCCGAAACACAGUGAUAAAUGGCCCUUCCAAAUUUUUGUUGUGUUACUGCUUGAUAUCCUUAUAAAUAUCCCAUCCUCUUUUGAAUCUUAAGUUCUUGAUGCCAGUGACUUCCUGUGGCAGUGAAUUCCUCAGUUUAAUCACAUGAUUUGACCCGGCUUUCUUAUAUGAAGUAUUUCCUUUUAUUGUCUUUGAAUUUCCUACCUUUUAGGGCCCCUCUACACAUGCAGGCAAAGGGGCUGGAAGUGGGUGUGCACUAAAGGUGCACCAAUACAUCAGUCUGAUAUCAGAUUGGCACCGAUAUAAAGAAAAUUGACUAUAUUGAAAAUUGACCUGAAGUGGCCAAUAAUUUGGCCAAUAAAUGCUUGUGUAUGCACGCAGUUGCAGCACACAGGCAGCGAGGAGCACAAGCCAAGCAGUUUGGAGAGCUGUGUCCAGCCGGUAAGUCCAGCUGGUGGAAGGGGAGGGGAGAGGGAAGGGGCAUGGGGGGGGUCAGAUCAACGCCCCCACAGUGAGGGAGGAAGUGGGGCAGGGGCUAGGGUAGGCGCUGUCCAGAUGGGGUGAACGCAGGACGGAGCUGUGACUUGUCGGGGGGGGUGGCUCCUGCCACUGUGCGUUGCUCGUCUGGCGGCUCAUCCCACCACUGCUCCCACUGCUUGGCUCCAGCCCACAGCUGCAGCCCACCCUGCUCUACCCCACCCCACGCGGAUCCGGGGGCACACCCCCACCCUGUGCCCUUUCAGACAAGCAGCGGGAGCCGCCAGAUGAACAGUGCACAAUGGUGGGAGCCACCCCCAACUCCCUGCGGCCCCUGGAUGAGCCCCAGCUCUGUCCCGCACCUGCCCCACCCUGGCUGGGCAGCCCCAGCCCCAUUCCCUCAAUGCGGGGGGCAUUGAUCUGCUCCCCCCACACCCCUUCUCUCACUGUCCCCUUUCACCCCAACAGACUUACCAUCUAGAGUCAGCUGUAUCGGAAAUCAGAUCUGUGUUGGCCGAUAUGCCUCCUUACGAAUCAGCUAUUAGUAUCGGCCCCCAAAAUGUCUAUCAGUGCACCCCUCGUGUGCACCCCUGUGGCUGAAAGCCCCUCAAUUAAUGGGGCUCCCAGCCACAGGGGGGCAUCUGGCCACAUGUUUAAUUAAUGGCAUGAUUAGAAGAAGCUACAAAGUUAUUUCACAUUUUUUGUAGAAUAACUUUUGUCACUUAUUGCUUGUUUUAUGCCAUUAAUUGGCUGAAUGUGUAGCUGGGCACAACUUAAGGCAUGAAUACCUAGUUAAUCAUGCCUUAAGUGUAACUUGUAGAGGGGGCCCUUGUUUACUUUAUUAUCAAAGUUCCUGAUCUAUGUUCUCUAAACCAGCGGAUCGCAAAUUGUAGCCCAUUGAGUAUUGGUGGUUUGCGACCACAUAUUAAGUGCUCUUCAGAUCACACCAAAUCCUGUGCACCCUUUUAGUGUUUUCAAUUAAAAGUUUGAUGACAGGUGUUCAUCAUGGUCUGUGAGAUAUAUUGAGAGUUGACAAAAAGGUUGCUCCAGAAAAGGUUUAUGAACCACUGCUCUAAACCAUUGCUGUUUUAUAAUAACCUUCUAUCAAGUUCCUCUUAUUCAUUUCCUUUCUAAAGCCUGUGUCAAGAUAGCUCUGCAGAAAAAUGUUUUCAUGGGACCUUUAAAGUAAAACCACUGCAUUUUGAACAAUUCUUAUAACAGAGUAAGAGCUUGUCAGAGCUUAGAAGUUUAUCAUCAUGCUUAUACUGGUAUACACAGGUCAAUUUUCCACCUGCAGGCAAGCCUUACUCCAGAAAUCAGCAUGUGGCUUUCCAUUCCCUUUCUGUGAAAAACAGAACAAGUACCAAAAUCCUCUUGCAUGAUUAUGAUGCUCAAAAAUCAUGAUGUAUUUUGCAAGCAUCAGAAAAGCCAUAAAUGGAUGCAGGCAAGGGUGGACCCAGAGAGGGUGCAGUGGCACAGACACAUCCCCCCCCCCCUUCAGUCAACACUGUGGGGACAGCAGUCAGGGGCUAAUUUUUAAUUCCUUGAAGGAAGUAAGAAUUCUCCCCCUGAUUUACCUUUAUGGUACACCCCACCCCCUCCCAUUUCUCCCCCUCCCUUGCUGCUUUCCCCACUGCUUUCCAUGCUGACAUGGGCGCAGGAGGAUUUCAUAGAUGCUCCUGCCCUGCUCCAGCCAAGCUCCAUUGUGAACUGGGCUCAGCCAGGGACAGCAACAUCAACAAGAAAUUCCUCCUGGUGUCUUCUACUAGCCCGGAAGCAGGCAUAGGGGAAGGGACCACACCCACUGCCACUGCUGUCUCUGGCCAAUUCUAGCUCCCCGCUCAGCCCAGCUGGAGCAGGUCAGGAGCAGCUCUGGAGCCUCCCUUCUGUGCCACUAGGGUACAGUACACUUGGGGUAGCUGGGGACAGCGGUAGUGGCAGGUGAAAGAAGAGGGAAGAAUGGAAGGGAGGGAAUGUGUCACUGAGCACAGAGGGGAAGGGAGGGGAUUGACGGUGGAGGGAAGAUUCUUAUUUGAUUGGAAGACCUUGUUCAUUCUGUGGAGUAUCCCUGCUUGGUUCUGGGAAUGCUGGAUCUUCACAUAUCCUGAUGUUGGGAGGAACGGGUUCUGUUCUGUGUUUCUGUGGUUUUGUUUCAGUCUAUAAAGAUGGAAGGCAUUUGCAAAAACCAGAUUCAGAUUUGGAUGUCAAGUGCCGUCCCAAAGGUUGGGGAUGUUUGAUGCAGUGCUUUUGUUCUCACUUGCCUCUGGUCAACUUAUUAUAUUACUUCAUUAAAAAAUAUAUACAGUU
Alligator mississippiensis (American alligator) is the source of this 5576-nucleotide messenger RNA. It is a transcript of the gene SLC35D2, whose product is annotated as solute carrier family 35 member D2. The record is from RefSeq and is a predicted model, not a curated record. Gene Ontology annotation, cellular component: Golgi apparatus. Lineage: Eukaryota; Metazoa; Chordata; Crocodylia; Alligatoridae. Bases 28 to 1023 code for a protein of 331 amino acids. Gene Ontology annotation, molecular function: GDP-fucose transmembrane transporter activity; antiporter activity. The transcript is spliced from 12 exons.